CAUUGCUGACAUAAUGUCAAUAGACCCCCCCAGCCCCAUAAUGUACCUACCUAAAGACUUGAAGACCUAUAUAUACACUCAUCCCCUUCACUAGAAACAGUAGCGAAUGGAUCAGCGGACUCCGCCUAGAUCACAGACAUCAAACCUCACAUUGUCUAGCUUCGCCCCGCGAGGCCAUAGCAGCACUACCACCAUGUGCACUCCGGUACGGCAGCCACUUCAGCCUCAAUCCCAUAACGAAAAAGGGUUCUCGAAAAGCGAAGACUUCUCAACAGUAAUGGACGAGGCUAGAGUGAACAUCCCUCUCACCAUGUCCUGGCCUCCCCCGCAAGGACCCGUUCCUCCGCAACCCAUGCAGGACUCGUCAAGCUUCCAUCUUGGUGGAUACUAGGAUACCCCCAUAGGAAAAAUACCAGUCCUCGUGCCGUCUCUGAAGCCCCCAGACGAGCAGGAUAUGUAUCAAUCCAAUGUUCUGAUGCCUUAUCGGUUCGCCGAGUACAGUGAAGGAAAACUACAUCCCUGGCGGUAUAAAUUUAUAGCACCAAAAGGCCUAUUGGUUGAGGUUACAUAUCUCAGAGCAUUAUAUAGCAGAAGAGUUGCUGUGGAGGUCUUACUUAUGGAUAUUUUCUCUCUUCUCUGGCACCUUGAUCGAAGAGUGCUUUACGAUCCGGCAUGCCUAGAGUGUCUAUAUCCCCGGGAAUGGACAUAUAUAAGUUCAGAAACGACCAUUUUCAGGCCAACAAGCUUCGAAACUGCGUGCGCGGCGUACAAAAAGCGCACCCUGAACGGAUAUCUAGACGACAGUUUCGCAUAUACAUCACCAGGGGUAGAUGACGUCAAAAUAAGCAAUCCUGACUGUGAGAUGAAAAUAAAUCGCUUUCUCAACGGGCUAGAUAUGGCAAGCGUAGACCCAGAGGAGGUAAAUGGAACAUGGGUAGACGAUACUAUAGAGUCUUCAAGGAGGCAGGAUUAUGACAACAUGUCCAUCUAGUUCGUGAAAGGCGAAACGAGAAAAGUAUGGUCCUUCAGCGGUUUGAAAUUUAAUAUUCAGCGUCAUGACCUUAAGAGGUAUUCAAAAAUCAGAACAUUGUGUAGAGCCACUUAUAGUUGCAACAUCAGUUAUGGAAAGGGUUGCAUUAAUAUCAACCCGAGCAGCGUUGAAAACAGACUUAGAUACCUAGUUAAUAAUUAAUAUAGUUUCUAUCUUAA
This is a messenger RNA of Daldinia loculata, 1209 nucleotides long. RefSeq lists its product as uncharacterized. The transcript has a single exon. Lineage: Eukaryota; Fungi; Ascomycota; Sordariomycetes; Xylariales; Hypoxylaceae. The record is from RefSeq and is a predicted model, not a curated record. The coding region runs from base 455 to 991 and encodes 178 amino acids.